AUGGCACGGGAUAUUUCGGACACUGAGUUGCAGCUGGCUCUAGAGCUAAGCAAAAAGACAUUUGAAGAAGAAGAACGGCGAAGGAAUGAGGUUAACGAUCUGAUUCGUUUCGAAUCCCCUGAAGCACCUCUUCGUAGAGAGCAGAUCAACCAAAUCAAGCGUUUAUAUAGUCAACCAAGCUUUGAAUCAGGAAGUUCUUUCUCUAAUGCUGAAUACUCACAUUUGUACAAUCCAAACUCCUUCACUGGACAUGGUUCUGGUCAGGUGCAUUGUUCGAACACUAUCGCUCGACAUCAGUUUCCUAUUUCUUCAUCAUAUUCUAUCGAUGACUCUUCGUUCUUGUGUACUGGUUCGACCGCCUCCUUGCCAGCUGCUCCUCCGUUGCCGCCGAGGACGUACAACCGUGAAUCAUUUCCCCCUCCUCCGGACAUGAAUUUGCUUUAUGAUAUCCCUCCUCCCUUACCACCAAGAUUGCAUCAAGCUUCAUCACGUUCGCUGAGCAGCUUUCCGUCCUUCUAUUCUACUCAUCCUCAGACCACUUCUCAUCUGUCGCCUAGUGAUUUAAAGCGGACAGAAGUGGCAACGAUUGAUAGCUCCGAAGCCGUUCCCUAUGUAAAUUCGGUGUUGUACGUACCUUACACGGUUUGUUCGAAUCGCCUCCAGAAUGGUGAUUUAAUAGAUUUGGGUUCUACAGAAGAAGAGUGUUACCUAGAUCCAACGUUAGAGCAGGUUCGUCGAGAAUUUGAUCCUCUAUAUUGUUCUCCCGAAAAGAACACACAGAUUUCUACCAUUCUGUCUGCAUCCCACAGUACUGCAAGCAGUAGAGAAGGAGCUGACGCUCUUUCUGUCACUCGGACACCCUUGAAAACUGGACCAGACACUGACGACAAAAAUGGUGAAAAUUGCGAUCAAGAUUGGCUUUCUCUUGACUGCAUCGGUUUGGAGGAUCACGUACCUUCUAUACUCCAGCAGAUUGCGAUAAUCAAAGAGAGGGGAAUGAAAAACUGCACAUCGUCGUCACUAUUUUUUAUGACGCCAAUUGCAGACUACAUGACUACAACGGCCAGUAGCAUAAAAGUCGUUGUUAGCAAGGAUCAUACGUGGCCUCGUAAUGAAGACGUUGAACGGGCGUACACUUGUGCUACAGACACCUUAGUAGAACAUCUCAUUACUCAGCUGCUUGCUGACUUGCUGAAUGAGUCAGAACUUGUUGAUGGCGUACCAGUUGAAAGAUUUGGUCUCAAGAUUUUUGGACUGGACGAAUUCAUCCCAAAAACGUCCCCUUUAGGGCAUAACCUGUAUGUUGGCAAUUGCAUCCUCCAUGGGAAAGAUGUGAAGCUAGAGAUUGGUCGGUUUGAGCCUUCCUUUAUUCGAUCAACAAGCCCGUCGCCACCUUGGGAAAAGAUGAAAACUCAAAUAAAAUUCUCUUCGAUUUUGGACAAGGAGGAUAUUGAAAAUAUGAUGCUUCAUCUCAAAUCUGAAAUGAAUGAGUAUGAGGUUGCAUUUCACUCAUCAUCUACGCUCAGAAUUUCAUCUACGUCCAAUAAGGUUCGACAGUGUGUAAAAAUGCUGUGCAAGUUGAUCAAUUCCAUUGAACCUAUCAGUCUUCAUCAACAUCUCCAAAACUACUUAACGGCAGCCACAAUAGAUCAAUUAAGAUGUUCGCGCAACGAUUUUAUCGCUUCAUUGCACAGUCUCAUCUCGGUCUAUUGCCAAUGUACUCUUAGUUCGUACAAAUUGACGCCUAUAAGGCCAUUAGAUAAACCAAAAAAAGAAGUUCUACACUGUAAAGAAAAACUAAAAGUCGUUGUGAAUUCCGUUCAUAAUUUGAUGGAGGAGUGGAUGAGGGAUUAUACUGAAUUUUUCAUUAAUGUCAAUGUAUACUACGGGACACAAGUUUUAGCUGGCAAUAACAAAUGUAUUUCGAAAACUGUUAAGCAUGACGCAUUCUUUCCGUAUAUUCCUAUGAAUGUUUAUGUUUACUUCGAGGACAUGUUGUGCACAUGUCCAAGAGAGACGAAGAUUAUGUUUAUUUUGUCGGGAUUUUCAAUAGUGCCCAACACUGGCUCAGAGGGAGGUUCGGAAAGCACACGGCGACCGUUGGCUUUUGCAUCACUACCACUGUUUGAUCACGAGUUGACACUGAGACAAGGACAACUUUUUAUUUCUUUGACGGUCCUCAAAGAUCCUGUCUUGAAGCCAUGGGGGCCUUAUCCUCUUAUUGCUAACGAAAAAGAUCCGAUCCUUAUUGUUACUUUACCAACGUACGAGCAUCAAGUGAUAUUUCCUGAAGUUGUUGUUGAAUAUCAAAGUGUUAAACAGGAUCCAUCGUCACUAGACUGUGAAACUCAUGAGUUCCUAAUGAGUUUGGUUGAAGCUGGAGACACUAACAAUCUCAAACCUGACGAGCAGGAGAUGUUGUGGCAGAAGCGGUCAUAUCUCAUGCAUUUGCCAGAAGCACUACCUUUAGUAUUAUCAUCCGUUACCGACUGGGGCUUCUAUUUCCUUGCCAAUGUUUAUCAGAUCCUUGAGGAUUGGGCACCUCUUUCACCUGUUCAAGCCAUGCAACUUUUACUUCCACAAUAUCCAGACAAGCGUGUAAGGCAAAAAGCAAUUGAGUGGAUUCUUUGUGCUUCGUCAGAUUUUCUGUUCAAUGCUUUGCCGCAGCUAGUCGAAGCUCUUCGCUUUGAGAUUUUCGAAUCGUCUUCUCUUGCUGUGGCGCUGCUUUCAUUAUCUUACAAGGAUAGAAGAUUUGCAUUCGAAAUCUACUGGCAGUUACAGCAACGGAUUGAUCACUGUGUGGAUUUUGCAUAUGCUCAGCGAUGUUCAUUAUUGCAAAAAGAACUACUCGAAAGACAUGAACCGGAUCAUUUGAGGGACGAGAUUGCUCGACAACAUAGACUACUAAAUGAGCUUGACUGCAUCCAAAUGGACCUUCGAAGAGAGGAUUCUGACCAAGCACGGCUUUCAUUGCUUCGUUCACGUCUUGGCGCAUUGGAUGGAUCUCUGCUCCAUCACAACGUUCGGCUACCGUGUAUGCCAUCAUUUCGAUGUAGUGGUGUUGUUGUCAAAGAAUGUAAAAUUUUUAACUCGAACGCUAAACCUCUCAAAAUCGUAUUUCGUGGUCUCAACUCUACUUACUCCAUAAUACAUAAGAGCGGUGACGACAUGAGGCAGGAUGCCUUAGUGCUACAAAUGGUUGCGUUCAUGAACGAUAUUUGGUUAAGCGAACAUCUCGAUCUUCGUAUGAUUACUUUUCGGUGCAUGCCUGUUGGUUAUAGGAAAGGAAUGGCUGAAUUAGUAUCAGACUGUGCAACUUUAUGCGAAAUCCAAAAAGAAUUUGGAAUGACUGGUGUUUUCAAAGUUGAUGUUUUGAGAAAUUGGUUGAUGAAGCAUAACACAACUGAGUUCCUAUACAAACAGGCUUUGGACAACUUUACUCGGUCUUGUGCUGGUUGGUGUGUUGCGACGUACGUAUUGGGUAUCGGUGAUCGCCAUAAUGACAACAUACUUGUGACAACAGCUGGUCAUGUUUUCCAUAUUGACUUUGGGAAGUACAUGGGUGACUGGCAAACAGCUGCUGGGUUCAGGAGGGAUCGUGUGCCUUUUGUCUUCACCGAUGAAAUGUACCAUGUAAUUAACGGCGGAAAUCAACAGAAAGAAAGCUAUCAGACUUUUAUCGAUUACUGCUGUUGGGCUUUCAACUACCUACGGCGGAACUAUAUUAUCCUCGCCAAUCUUCUGAAGAUUAUGGCUUGCUCCGACAUAUCUGGUAUGAAUGUAGAGUCUUUGAAUUUUGUUGAGAAGAACCUAAUGUUAGAACUGAGUGAGACCGAUGCUGUUAUUCAAUUCACGCAACUAAUAAAUCAUUCACUCAAAUCGGCGUUCCCUCGAAUAAAUUUCUUUUUCCAUACUUUGGCACAAGUAAUGACAUCCACGGCUGCUUCGGCGAAGAAUAGCGAUACCGCCCUCAGUUUUGUACCACAGCUAUAUACACAAGCUACAGAGGGGAAAAUUCAACAAGUUCGAGUGAUUUCCUUUGAAAAACGAUUCCUUCCUAAUAAAGUUUAUCUUUAUAAAAUAGAGGUCAUUCGCGUAUCAGAAACUGUGUCAACGUUUGUCUAUCGAUCUUUCAACGAAUUCAAUGAACUGUACAUUAAACUGCGUCGGAGAUUUCCUACUGUUGCAUUUCCGGCGCUUAGUCCGGGAACAAGGAUGCGGUCGAAUGUUCGAGAGGUAGCGCAAAGACGAAUGGUUGAUGUUGAAUCGUUCUUACGAUACCUGUUUACACUUAGCCCGGAAGUGUGUCAUUGCGAUUUGGUGUACACUUUCUUCCAUCUUAUUCUUCGAGACAACGAUAUCGACUCAUAUAUAGACACCGAAGAGAUGCAUGCAGAUGCACACCGUAAUCAAUGCGAAGUGUAUUUGAAAAUUCAAUUCAACGACAGCAAACAACGCUCACAAUUGAGUAUAUUCAUAGGACAUGUGAAACAUUUGGCGCUUCUCACCACUGGUCAAGCUCCGGACGCAUACGUGAAAGCAUACAUCCGUCCUGAUCCACAAAAUCUAACAAAACGGAAAACACAAGUUGUUAAAGCUAGCCAAAAUCCGACGUUCAAUCGAGAGCUUUACUAUGAUAUAAUGGAUGGAGAGCAUGUGCUAUCCACACGAGUGCUAGAAGUAUCCGUGUGGAAUUGCGGCGGUUUAAUGGAUAAUAAUAAAAUGUAUAUGCUGUACAUUCCACUGCAGAAAUUAAAGAAUCAACCUGAGGAUCGCAAGGGAAAUCGAGUUCUUGAAGGAUGGUUUGCGUUCGACAAAAAUAUAUGA
This is a messenger RNA of Necator americanus (New World hookworm), 4827 nucleotides long. RefSeq lists its product as uncharacterized. The record is from RefSeq and is a predicted model, not a curated record. The transcript has 39 exons. Gene Ontology annotation, cellular component: cytoplasm; endosome; phosphatidylinositol 3-kinase complex, class III, type I. Gene Ontology annotation, biological process: endocytosis; phosphatidylinositol-3-phosphate biosynthetic process; autophagy of peroxisome. Bases 1 to 4827 code for a protein of 1608 amino acids. Gene Ontology annotation, molecular function: phosphatidylinositol binding; 1-phosphatidylinositol-3-kinase activity. Lineage: Eukaryota; Metazoa; Nematoda; Chromadorea; Rhabditida; Ancylostomatidae.